Molecule: messenger RNA, 2300 nt
Organism: Fukomys damarensis (Damara mole-rat)
Lineage: Eukaryota; Metazoa; Chordata; Mammalia; Rodentia; Bathyergidae
Gene: Jph4
Product: junctophilin 4
Exons: 4
Biological process (GO): regulation of synaptic plasticity
Cellular component (GO): endoplasmic reticulum membrane; plasma membrane; junctional membrane complex
Source: RefSeq, a predicted model, not a curated record
CACGGGGGCCGUGUUCGCAGCCUCCUGCCUCUGGCUCUGAGGCGCGGCAAAGUCAAGGAGAAGGUGGACAGAGCCGUCGAGGGUGCCCGUCGAGCCGUGAGUGCUGCCCGCCAGCGCCAGGAGAUUGCUGCUGCCAGGGCAGCCGACGCCCUCCUAAAGGCAGUGGCAGCCAGCAGCAUCGCUGAGAAGGCUGUGGAGGCAGCACGGAUGGCCAAACUGAUCGCCGAGGACCUACAGCCCAUGCUGGAGGCUCCAGGCCACAGACCCAGGCAGGACUCAGAAGGUUCCGACACAGAGCCCUUGGAUGAGGACAGCCCUGGGGUGUACGAGAAUGGACUGACCCCCUCAGAGGGCUCCCCCGAACUGCCCAGCAGUCCUGCCUCCUCCCGCCAACCCUGGCGACCCCCUGCCUGCCGGAACCCACUGCCGCCUGGAGGGGACUGGGGCCCCUUCUCCAGCCCCAAAGCUUGGCCUGAGGAGUGGGGGGGCCCCGGUGAGCAGUCAGAGGAACUAGCUGGCUAUGAGGCUGAGGACGAGGCUGGGAUGCAGGGACCAGGGCCCAGAGAUGGUUCCUCACUCCUUGGAGGCUGCAGCGACAGUUCGGGAAGUCUUCGAGAGGAGGAGGGGGAAGACGAAGAGCCCUUGCCCCGGCUGAGGGCUUCAGGGGGCUCAGAGCCUGAGCCUGUGGCCACGCCGGUCCUGAGGGGCGUGUCCCCAAGGGGUCUGGAUGCUGGGUGCCUGAUGGAAGAGUCCGAGGAGCCUGCUGCAACAGAGAGGCCUGCCCAGCCGGGAGCUGCCAACCCGCUGGUGGUGGGAGCUGUGGCCCUCCUCGACCUCAGCCUGGCAUUCCUGUUCUCCCAGCUCCUCACCUGAGGCUACUUCCUGGCCUAGUUCUGGCUUUGGUUGCCUGCCUCUUCACCCCUUUGACCUGCCUUUUUUCUCUUUUCCUCCUCCUGGUUGUUUUUUCUCCUAUCUUUUCUUUCUCUUCUGUCCCCCUUUGUUUUUGUCUCUUGCUUUUGCCUUCCUUCUCUUCUUUCAGAUUCUCUCAUUUAUCCCAGACCUGUCUCUUUCUCCCCCACCCUCUUCUUCUCUAGAUUGUUUACAUAUGAAGGGCUUUUCUCUCUCAGAUGCUCUCGUUUCUGAGACACACAAAUCUAAGUCAGACCAUUGCCCCAUGCCCUCCCGCCUUUUCUUUAAACCUAAACUUCUCGAGGGUGGGGAUUUAGUGUCCUGAGGAGUCUUCUGGAAGCUGAACGGAGAGGAGAAUAACAGAGACAGAGUGACUGAAUGCUGGACAAGCUGCUGGCAGAGCCCCUGUGGCUUCCUGGCCCAAAUGAAAAGGCUGGAGGACAUGUGGCCUCCACCUCUCACCCUGGAGAAGAUUACCUCACCUCCCAGCACCCAGCUAGGUUCUUGCCUAACUUGAUCCUUCCUGGAGGAAGCUAAAAGAACAAUGGAACAACGUCCUAGAAUCUCCCUCUUCCUUUCCCCUAGUCAGCCAGCCCCUCUUCCAACCAUGUUUACACCAUGCCAAGAGCAACGUGUAAAGGAACAAAAAAUAUCCAAUGCAGUCAGGCCCACCCUCAGGCUUUGCCACUGAUCUCUCUGCCCUUCUGUGGCCCUUAAAAUUUUAUUCGGUUGGUCUGGACUCACUUGUGGCCUUUGAUUAAAUUCCUACAGGGGCCUGAAGAAGACACUUCUACUCCAGAGGGUUAGAGGCAUUUGAGCCAGGACUCUGCUCCCCAACUCUGGCAUUUGUAGUGGGGAGGCCUUUCUGAGAGGAUAGAACCAGGCAAGCUAACAGGAGCUCACCGAGCAGCAGAAGUGACAAGUCUGGUAGUCUCCAAAGGGUUCUGUCCCUUCCCCCAUCACUUCAGAAUCUUGUGGAAUGGGAUCAAAGAAAGCCCCUAUCUCCCACACUCCCCAGGAAGGGUAAAGGUGGAAGUCAGACCUAGGGUGAGAGGUGGUUGGAGAGCCCUGUGGGAGGUUGCUGGCUGAUCCUUGGUAGUAGCUUUUCCCCUGGAGGCAGGAAGCCCUAGAAAGGGGAUUGUAGGGCCCCCAGGGGAUCUUUUCUCCCUCCCUUGCAUGUGGCAGAACCGAACUGCCUGCCAACCCCCUCCCUCAAGGAAUGGCCUUGCCCGGGAAUGCCCACCACACACACCCUCUUUUUUUCUAGUCAAACUGUUCACUCCUGGCCUGCCUCCCUCCUUCCUCCCCUUUCAACCUUUACUUCUGAUUUCUAUUUCAUGGAAUUUGGGAUUGAAGUUAUACAACAGUGCCGCCAACACCAAGUCUUGCAG